CUCACUCAUGCUCAAACUCAGCCCUCAUCUCCAGAUUCUCCACAGCCCACUGUGAAUUGGACCAAUCGGUGCUUCCCUUCACUCCUUCAGCUCUCACCUCUCACCGACUCUGCUACUCACCGUGCCCUACUCUCUCGAUCGACUCACCUUCACAGAAUCACAGCGAUACCCUUCAACUCUCGACAUCUCACGGACAGAUGGACUCACUCACGGUGCCAUCGGCCCAUCACUACAGCCCUUGGCCCUUGCUACCCUGCAACUUAAGAGUAAAUGACAAAGAUCCUCCCAUUGUUCAGCUGCAAGGCCUUGAUGCAAUGCUAGAGUCUAUAUUGACCAUUUGUUCCAAUAUCAUGUCCAUAUGUCAGCUUAUGAUUGUUGAAGCUUCAAAGAAACAUGUGAAACAACUGAACAAAGGGGAAAAAAGGGUUCUCAACUCUGAACUUUGGCAUGCAUGUGCGGGACCUCUUGUUUCUCUACCUCCUGUUGGAAGUAGGGUUGUUUAUUUCCCACAGGGUCAUAGUGAACAGGUUAGUUAUUUCGUAAUUUGAGGUUAGCUAGUUUGGUAAAUAAUUGAUUUUGAGGCACAUUUUGUUUAUUGCAGAUGGUAUGUGUAUGUGUAUCAACUUGCGCUUGCUACAUGAAGAAUGAAUUUUGAAUAUCUUU
Messenger RNA from Rubroshorea leprosula, 663 nucleotides. Lineage: Eukaryota; Viridiplantae; Streptophyta; Magnoliopsida; Malvales; Dipterocarpaceae. The record is from the annotation of a GenBank genome assembly.